AUGAACGUGAGCAGCAGAAGUAGCAGCAACAUAACUCAUUUGACGAGAGCUGACACUGCACUUAACAAGAGCGGUCCCAGGAGUAAUGGUUUUUCGGAUUGGUGGAUUUCUGGCAAUGCAGAAGCAGCUAUAUUAUUGACAUUGUCGUUGGUUGUGAUUCUGAGUAACGGCGUUACCAUCGUAACAACGUUAUUUUCCAAAAAAUUGAAGAUGCAGUUCCACUACUGGUUUAUUUUCAAUCUGGCCCUGACGGAUUUUCUCUUUGGAUUCAUUAUCCAAAUAGAAGCCUUCGAUUCGUUAGUAACCAUGCCGAAAGAAGUAUGUAGUAUUUCUAUUAUCGCUUUACAUAGUUUGUCCAUACUAACUCUACUGGGUACUGCGAUGUUAAGCCUGAACAAGUACAUCCAACUGUUCUAUCCAUUUCACUAUCCAUUUUUGAUCACUGGUCCUCGGCUUAUUGGAGUAUUCGCUACGACUUGGCUAGGUGUCUUCUCACUACUAAUCGGUAUUGAAGUCGCAUCACACGACGACCACUACAAAAAGAACGGUGAAUGUUUCCCGCUGCCAGCCAAUAUCAAAAUCUCUCCGGAUGUAUACAACGUGUAUCUAACAUUCGCACUUGUCCUGUACGUGCUGCCGCUCUUGAUUAUCAGUUACACCAAUAUUCGCAUCACGCGACUAGUACGGGAGCACACUCGACGAAUGCGAAAUCAGAUUGUAGACCAGGAACAAGCGUCUCAGAAUGGACUCGGCCUUAAUAAGAAGGACUUGAACGCGAUCAAGACCGCACUGGUGAUCGUUUUGACAUUUCUUUGCAUGUGGUUGCCUUACUAUACUUCCACCAUCUUCCGAGGUUAUUGCGGUAGUUGUGUAGCGAUGAAUGCAUUCAGCGUGACUAGGCUACUUUCUUUUCUCAACUCUGCAGUCAAUCCGAUAUUGUAUGGAUUUGAUAAAACAUUCCGUACAUCUUGUAAAAACGUGUUUCUUCGUCUAGAUAACACUAGCACAAACACGCAAACAAGUAAUUCGUAA
Molecule: messenger RNA, 1032 nt
Organism: Saccoglossus kowalevskii
Lineage: Eukaryota; Metazoa; Hemichordata; Enteropneusta; Harrimaniidae
Product: histamine H2 receptor-like
Biological process (GO): G protein-coupled receptor signaling pathway
Cellular component (GO): membrane
Molecular function (GO): G protein-coupled receptor activity
Source: RefSeq, a predicted model, not a curated record